Messenger RNA from Brachypodium distachyon (stiff brome), 586 nucleotides. RefSeq lists its product as uncharacterized. Bases 102 to 365 code for a protein of 87 amino acids. The transcript has a single exon. The record is from RefSeq and is a predicted model, not a curated record. NCBI's taxonomy places the organism in Eukaryota, Viridiplantae, Streptophyta, Magnoliopsida, Poales, Poaceae.
AUAUAGCGGUGCCUGGUUGCCUCUGCUAUGUACUCAGAUCAGCUAGCCUUUAGGCCUCAGAGACCAGAUAUCGAUCUUGUUAACUUGAAUCUCUGUUCAAGAUGUCGCAGAGGCCGGGGAGGCACCAGAGGAGGGCGUCCCAGAGCGUGUUCUCGCUGCCGGAGAACUUCGCCAGCCUGGAGGACGUGCCGGCGGACGGCGGCGAGCAGCGGAAGCCCGCGGCGGCGGUGGCGGCGGACGCCUCCGGGGAGCAGCAGCAGCAGCAGAAGCCGGCGGGGCGCCACCGGCGGGCAAUGUCCAUGGCCGUGGCGGCGUCCCUGGACAUGAUCGCGGAGGACAUCGGAAGCUACAAGUACGGCGCUUGAUUAGCGAUCGAGAUCCGGUGGUUAUUGGGAGUUAGGUGCAUUCCGUACUUGCAGGAGAGCGCGUGGCGAUCUUUCGAGUCUCGAGUCCCCACCGUGUCCUGUUUUGUACGCCGUUUGGUUGUUCGAUCAUGUGCUUAUGUUUUUUUCCUGCUUCUCUGAAUGUGUACUUGCUUUCUUGAUCAGAAGUAAAAGAAAAUCUUGAGGUCGCGAAUUUACAAUUC